CGGUACUAGUCACACAUUUGAAGAAAAAGAGCUAUGUUCCUGAUGAUGGUCGAAGUAUAUUUAUUUACACAUUUGUGUUGAUACAUCGAAUACAACCAUAAACAACGUUGUUUUCUUAUUGAGUUAAAAUUGGAGGCAAUACAACGCUACAUCAUAAAUUUAGAAUAGUUUUUCAUUCGAUUACAGCUGCUGAAGUGUCAACUAAUCAUUUUCACAUUGAUUAUGGAAUUUCAUGAAAAAAAGCAGCAAAUACGAAAUUUAGAAAAAAUAUAAAUAGAUAGAAAAUAUCAUUGAAAUUCCGCAUUUGAUACUGUGUUUCCUACCGACAACAAUCAAAUAAAACACCAUGAAUAAAGUGUGUUCAUUGAAAAAUCUACAAAAAUUGGUAUACCCAGGUCAUCGUUCGUUGGGCACAACAAAUGCCAAGCUCCAGUCAGUGGAUGAACCAAAGGUCGACGAGCCAAAAGAAGUGGAGAUUGAAGCGCCGUGGGGUCACAUCGCUGCAAAAUGGUACGGGCCAUCAAAUACCCGCCCCAUCGUACUGCUUCAUGGUUGGAUGGACAAUUGCAAUUCUUUUGAUCCACUGAUCCCAUUGUUGCCGAAGCAUCUCGCAUAUUUGUCGAUUGAUUUGCCGGGUCACGGGUUAUCAAGCCGUUUACCGCAUGGAAUAAUGUAUACAGCAACCAAUUUUCUGAAUGUAGUGAGCAUCAUUCAACGUCAUUACAAAUGGGAUCAAAUUUCAUUUUGUGGUCAUUCGAUGGGCGCUGAAAUCUCGUCACUUUAUGCGGCACUGUACCCAGAACGAUGUGAUUUAUUGAUUUGUUUGGACGUAUUGGUAAAACCAUAUUUUGGUAAUGCGGAUCAUUUAAUCGAGCUUACUCGCAAGAGUUUCGACGAAUUUUUGGAUCUGGAUCAAUUGAAUCGAUCUGAUAAAGAGCCACCAAGUUAUACGUAUAAUGAAGCGCUUGAACGGUGGGCAAAACAAACGAACUUAACACCAGAAGCCACAGAAUAUCUUAUGAAACGGGGUGUUGCCACGUCAAAAUCGAACAAAAAUCUCUUCCAUUUUACCAGAGAUAUUCGACUUAAAUUGAUGGAAUUUACGUCGGCCAAUAUUAAUGAUGACGUCCAUUAUAAGUUGAUGGAACGCAUAAAGGCACCGCAUCUUUUCAUCAAAUGCAGUAAAUCGAAGGAGUUUGAAGGAAAAGAACGAUAUCAAGAAGCGCUGGACACUUUGACCAAGGCGAAUCCAAAGUUUGAGUUGCGCACCGUUGUUGGUGGCCAUCAUUGUCAUUUGACCGAACCAAAGCAUGUCAGCGAGCAUAUUUCGAAGUUUAUCAAUAAAUAUCGUCCGCAGAUCGAGAAUUGAUGGGAUUAUGCACAGUAGUGUGCGAGGAAAAUUUUUCAGGGGGAGGGGGUGAUUUUUCGAAACCAAAAAAUUCUCUAGCAAAUCAGAAGAAUUUUCGUUUUUUUUUUGGAAGUCACUUUUUG
Molecule: messenger RNA, 1491 nt
Organism: Contarinia nasturtii (swede midge)
Lineage: Eukaryota; Metazoa; Arthropoda; Insecta; Diptera; Cecidomyiidae
Product: serine hydrolase-like protein
Exons: 3
Coding region: 347-1369 (340 amino acids)
Source: RefSeq, a predicted model, not a curated record